Molecule: messenger RNA, 462 nt
Organism: Durusdinium trenchii
Lineage: Eukaryota; Dinophyceae; Suessiales; Symbiodiniaceae
Source: the annotation of a GenBank genome assembly
AUGCGACUCCGUAGGAUGGUUGAGACGAAGCCGAGUGGCAAGUGCCAUGUUGACGAGUCAGUGAGGGCUGACUACAACAAUGCAGAGCGUCGGGAGUGGCUGGAGAUUGCAUUGUGUGAUGCAAUCAAGAAGCAUGGCACCGACCGAAAGAACUUCAAAAAGAUUAGGACAGAAUUCCUCACGCGGGUGACAGUUGUCCGCGAGAAGAUGCAGCUCCGCGAGCAAGAGAUCCACGGGACCUGGAUGACCUGGGCCAAGAUGCUGCAGAACAACUAUUCCGCGAGUCUUGCAGUGAUAUCGUGUUGGAAGUACGAUGAAACCCAAAUGGAGUACUUCGUCGAAGAUGAAUGCAAGAGUUUGCUGAAACGCUCAGAACUCUUGCGAGAGGUUGAAUCUACGGAGAUGGACGUAGGGUUCCCAGAGUUCAGUGGCUGUGUUUUGCUCAAGUGCGACAUGAUUUGA